This is a messenger RNA of Musca domestica (house fly), 13327 nucleotides long. RefSeq lists its product as uncharacterized. The coding region runs from base 36 to 13292 and encodes 4418 amino acids. Lineage: Eukaryota; Metazoa; Arthropoda; Insecta; Diptera; Muscidae. The transcript is spliced from 3 exons. The record is from RefSeq and is a predicted model, not a curated record.
AGAGAAAAAAAAAAAUAAUCGAGUAACGGAAAAAAAUGUUAAAAUUAUUAUUUUUACUUUUUUGUGGCGGAUUUAUUGGGGUCGCAGGUGAGAUCUUGUGUCCACCUAACGAAACCUUAGUUCAAGGCAAAUGCCGACCCCUGGUGGCCGAUGUGUACUGUGACAAUGUGAAAUGUGGUGAAAAUAUGAAAUGCGAUGAAUGGAAUCAAUGCAUUUGCCUGGAAGGCUAUAUGGAAUACCUCGAUGAAGAUGAUGGCAUGAAAAUUAAAUGUGCCAAUUUGGAGGAGAGUGUUGUGGACUAUACUACGGAAAAUUUUUUCAUUGGUGAAAAUUUCGGAAGUGUGGAAAGUGUGAAAAAAUUUAUUUCAACUCCCGAUUUUGGGGAAGUUACUGAAAGUUCCAAAAUUGGACAAAAAGAAAAAUUAGAAGAGCCACGGGAAAAUGUAAAAGAAAAUAAUUUUGAAAAAGAAAAACUCCCAAAAAAUAGUGAAAACCAAAUUUCCAACACUGGCCUUAAAAGAGAGGAAUAUAACAGCAGCCGGUCUCCGGAAAAAAUGUUGUCGGAAAAAACUAUUUUAAAAUCUAUUGAAAACGUUUUACCAUCCGAAGAAGUGGAUGAAUAUUUUGAACGAAAUUCUCCUCAAAAUCCUGGGGAAGAUUUAGAAAUUCAAGGCCGUGAGAAAAAUAAAAGUGAAAUAGAUUUCAAAAAUAUUGAAAAAGAAAAAUUUUCCAAAGACUCCCAAGAACUUGUCGAAAAUGGCGCCCAAUCGGGGGAAUCUUUGACAAAUAAAAACGGAAAUGCCAGUGAAAACGAUAUAUCAAAGGAAGAAGAGGCAGAUGAAUUUGAACAAAAUUCUCCUCAAAAUCCUGAGGAGGAGUCAGAAAUUCAAGACCAUGAGAAAAAUAAAAGUGAAGUAGAUUUUAAUAGUCGUGAAAGAGAAAAUUUAGCUAAAGGUCCCCAAGAAAAUUCCAAUUCCGAGGAUAUAGAAAAUGGCGCCCAAUCGCGAGAUUCUUUAAGAAAUGAAAACGAAUAUUCGAGUGAAAACGAUAUAUCAUUGGAAGAAGAGGCCAAAGAUUUUGAACGAAAUUCUCCCCACAAUCCUGAGGAGAAUUUAAAAAUUCACGACAGGGAGAAAAUUGAAAGUGAAUUAGAUUUCGAAAAUCGAAAAACAGAAAAUUUCUCCAAACGCCCCCAAGAAAAUUCCAAUUCCAAGGAUAUAGAAAAUGGCGCCCAAUCGCGAGAUUCUUUAAGGCAUAAAAGCGGAUAUGCAAGUGAAAGCGAUAUGUCAUCGGAAGAAGAGACGGAAGAUUUUGAACGAAAUUCUCCUCCAGAUCCAGAGGAGGAUUCAGAAAUUCAAGAUCGUGAGAAAAAUAAAAGUGGAGUAGAAAAUCGAGAAACAGAAAUUUUUUCCAAAGGACUCCAAGAAAAAUCGAAAGAUCCUCAGCCUAUCCUCAAGGAAAAUAAAGUUGAACAUGGCGCCCAAUCGGGGGAUUCUUUGACAACAGAAAAAGGAUAUGCAACAGAAAUUUUUUCCAAAGGACUCCAAGAAAAAUCGAAAGAUCCUCAGCCUAUCCUCAAGGAAAAUAAAGUUGAACAUGGCGCCCAAUCGGGGGAUUCUUUGACAACAGAAAAAGGAUAUGCAAAUGAAAACAAUAUAUCAUCCGAAGAAGGAGCGAAUAAUUUUAAACAAAAUUCUCCUCAAAAUCCUGAAGAGGAUUUAGAAAUUCAAGACCGUGAGAAAAAUAAAAGUGAAGUAGAUUUUGAAAAUCCGGAAAUAGAAAAUUUCUCUAAAGGCUCCCUAAAAAAUGCCAACGAUCCUCAGCCUACUCUCAAGGAAUAUACACUCGAACCUAUAGAAAAUGGCGUCCAAUCGGGGGAUUCUGUGACGAAUGAAAACGAAUUUUCGAGUGAAAACGAUAUGUCAUCGGAAGAAGUGAAGGAAGAUUUUGAACGAAAUUCUCCUCAAAAUCCUGGGGAGGAUUCAGAAAUUCAAGACCGUGAAAAAAAUAAAAGUGAAGUAGAUUUCGAAAAUCGAGAAACAGAAAAUUUCUCCAAUGGCCCUCAGAAAAAUUCCAACGAUUCUCAGCCUACUCUCAAGGAAUAUACACUAGAACUUAUUGAAAAUGGCGCCCAAUCGGGGGAUUCUUUCAGGAAAGAAAACGGACAUGCCAGUGAAAAAGAUAUAUCAUCCGAAGAAGAAACGAAUGAUUUUCAACGAAAUUCUCCUCAAAAUCCUGAAAAGGAUUUAGAAAUUCACGACAGUGAGGAAAAUAAAAGUGAAGUAGAUUUCGAAAAUCCAGAAACUGAAAAUUUCUCCAAAGGUCCCCAAAAAAAUUCGAAAGAACCCCAGCCUACUUUCAAGGAAUAUACACCCGAACAUAUGGAAAAUGGCGCCAAAUCAGGAAAUUCUCUUCAAAAUCCUGGGGAAGAUUCAGAAAUUCAAGACCGUGAGAAAAAUAAAAGCGGAGUAGAUUUCGAAAAUCGAGAAAUUGAAAAUUUCUCCAAAGACCCUCAAAAAAAUUCCAACGAUCCUCAGUCUAAUCUCAAGGAAAAUAUAACCGAAUAUAUAGAAAACGGCGCCCAAUCGGGGGACUCUAUGACAAAUAAAAGUGCAAUUGCAGAGCCCGAAAGCUAUAGGGACCACGAAAGCCAUAUUGAAAAAAUGCAGGUGUCCCCGGAGCAGAAUCAAGAAAUCCCCAAAAAAUUCGGGGAAUAUGAACAUCCCACAACUACAUCUCAAAAGGAAGACAAGGACAUUGAAAAUCCCAUUGAUCUGGAAACUGAGGUCGUGUCAGAUGAUGAUGAGAGGAAAAUAUCAGAUGGAAAACCUAAGGAAAAUCAGGAAUUAAAAAUGGCCAACCCUGCCGAUGAGAAGUUGCCAAGUCCGGAAAAUAAUGAAGAGGAUAUUUCCAAACAAGAACUGGACUUAGGUUCCAAUAAUUUUUUGGGAGAGGAAUUUGUAACCCCACCAAGCUCCGAGGAGUUUAAACCAAAUCUGAAGCUUAAUGAAAAUAUUGAAAGUCGUUUUCAAUUCCCUGACCCAAGUUCGGCUACAAAUAAAACUUUGGAUGAGGAAAACGAGAGGCCAUUGGCUCCGUCCGAUGUUGAAGUAAAACAUGAAAAAGCCAACGAAAACCAAGAACCGGCCAUUUUGUUUUCAGCAAUUCAAAAUGAGCCAGGAUCUGUAGCAUUUUCUCCGAAAUCUGAAAAUUCUCGAAACGAAAAAUCUUUAGAGCCUACAAAUGAUAGCAAAAUUCCUACAACAACAACAACAACAACUUUGGAACCCAAAAAUCUCCACCUCAUUAACUUCGAAGAGCCCUUAGUAGGAGAUGCCCAGAAAAUUCCCUCCGAGGUUGGCCAUGAGUUAAUAGUUCCCUAUAAUGCUAAGCCGCAGAUUUUUAGUGAAAUUUCUGAACUUGAACAAUUGCCAAAUGCAACAGAGAGUUCAAGAUCCGUAGCUCUGGAAACAAAAAAUUGGACCAGCUCAACACAAAGAUCCACAUCCGGUGAAGACAUAUCAGACUCUAAAAAAGGUCACGAGACGGAUCAGAAUCGACAUGAUGAAAAGAGAUCAGAUACCAUAACUUCUGAGAGAGGAACAGAAUAUCGGAGCAGCACAACGGAAGUAAAUCCAAGCGGGGUAUCGCAAGCCAAUGUCACAACCGAAGGAGAAUUUAAUGGAGAGUCAGAAGAGAAUCAGAGUCGAAAUGAAGAAGAGAGACCACAUUCCAUGUCACUGGGGCGGGGACAGAUUAAAAUAAAAGAAUAUAGUUCUACUACCAGUACAACUGAAAAGAAUCUGAGGAGCCUUGACGAAUCCAGUGUGCCAUCCGAAGGAGAACUUCAUGAAAUAUUUGAUGAAAACCAAGGUGGAAUUGAAAAGGGUAGCCGAUCCCCCACGGCAUCGCAAAGUGAAAAAGAAAAUGCUUCGAAAGAGAAGGGACAGAUUCCAAAUGAAGAAGAGAGAUCAACUAUCAUUGCUUCGGAGAGAGAAAGAGAAUAUAGGCCCAGCAUUACUGAAAAGAAUCUGAGAGGCCUUACCGAAAUCAAUGUGCCCUCCGAAGGAGAACCUGAUGAAAGCUUGAAUGAAAACCAAAAUGGAAUUGAAAAGGAGCGGCGAUCUUUCACAGCAUCUCCGGGUGAAAGAGAAGAUACUUCGAGAGAGUUGGAGACGACUGAUGAAAGAAGUGAUUCAGCUGAGAAUUUGGAUGAUGUUGAAGUGUUGUCGGAAAAACUAAAUCGUUUCGUUGGCAGCCAAAUGACAAUGCCUGAAAAUUACAAAGAUCACGAAAAUGAGGAAGAUAAUUCGGAAGAGAAACAAAAUCACGGGCAAAAGGAGAGAACAUCUCAGAACGAAUCAGAAAUAGGGAGAGAAUAUUGGCUUAGCACAACAGAAGCAGUCUCCGAAAAAAUUUCGAUGGAAAAAAAUGUUGGAUUGGAAGAAAAAUUCAAUUCAGAUUCUCAUCUCCCUGAAAGAUACACUCUGGGGGAGGUAGAGAGCAGUAAAGGCUCCUCUGAAAAAAUUGAUGACGUCAGAGUGGUAGCUGAAGAGCCAAGUGCUUUUGUUGGCAGUACAACGAAUAUACCCCAAGAUUUCAGAGAGAAAGAAAGUUUGGGAGCGGAACCAAGUCAACAGGAAGGAGAGAGUCUCCAUUCCACAGCCUCGGAAUUUGAAAGAGAACUGGCAGAGAUAAGUAGUAAUAAAUCUCCCAAAGAAAACAUUGCGUCUAAGGAAAAAUUCGUCAACUCCGAUUUUAUUCUCCCUGAAAGUGUUGCUCCCGAGAAGUCGGCGACCAGUAUUGAUUUCUCGGAAAAUUCAAAGGAAAGGACGCAAGAUUCCAAAAAUUAUUCGGAAGAGAAACAAUCUCAAGAGAAAGAAGAGAAAACAUCUUCCACAGAAUCUGAAAUAGGAAGAGAAUAUUGGCAUGACACAACAGAAGGACUUCUCAAUAGAUUUUCGAUCGGAAGAAAUGUUGGAUUAGAAGAAAAAUUGAAUUCGGACUCUAGGCUCCCGGAAAGAAAAUCUCUAGGAGAGUUUGAGACAAAUGACCAAAAUUUUUCGACAGAUAAUCAAAGUCAACAGGAGAGCCCCUCAUCCACAGCAUCUGAUAGCCAGAGAGAACAAUUACCUCGCACAACUGACAAUAUCCUAGAGGAGGAAUUUCCAUCUAAAGAAAAAAUCAAUUCGGAUUCUAAUCACCCUGAAAAAAAUACUCUGGCAGAGAUGAAGAAAACUGAAGGCGUCACUGAUUCGAAUUUUUUGAGAGAGCCAGAACACGAUUCCUCGGAAAAUUUCCAUGACAUCGAAGUGUUGUCUGAAAAUCAAAAUGGUUUUGUUGGUAGCCAACUGAAAAUGUUGAAUGUUUCCAAUGCUGAGGAAAUCGGCGUAGAAUCGGAACCACAAAACAAUUCCCAAGAAGUUGAUUCAAAUGGAAAUUUCGCUAAGGACCAGCAUCCGUCAUCUUCAUUGGAUGUCGAUGAGAAAAAAGUCAAAGGAAAAAUCUCCCAAAUUCAUGAGGAGGCUUCAAUGUUUAUGGAAAUGGACAAAAGAAACGGCAUUGCCGAAGAAAUUCAGGAUCUUCAUAAAUCAAGAACCUCCAAUCAAUUGGCUGUUGAAAACCCAGAAAACUUCGGUGGGGAGGCAGUGAUAGACAAGCAUUUGGAUGUCGGAGAGCAGAAUGAAAGACCGAUGGCAGAAAUAAAUCCCAACAAAAAUAACAACAAUGAAGGGUAUUCCGAUCAAGAUUCAAAACCAGGCCAUGACACCUAUCAAAUUCGAGAAGAUAUUCCAACUGAAUUUGAAAAUGACCCUUCUCCGGAAGCUACUAGAGAAUGGGAGAGAGAAAAACAAUUGCCGGAGAGUAACUUUAAAAAAAUCCAAAACAAAGAAAAUAAUUCUCAAAUGCAGAGAGAACUUCAGAGCGAACAUUUUACCACGAUCUCUAGUCUCGAACACCAAAGUGAGUCCGAACGUAAAGAAACUUCGACCUCCAGUCUUCAACACCAAAAUGAGCCAGAACAUAAAGGAACUUCUUCGCCAGAUGGAAAAGAAAGACAAUUUGUGGAUCAGUAUUCAACCACCAGAAGUCAUGAAACCCAAACCGAGCCUGAACCCAAAGAAACAUUAUCCUUAAAUGGAAAAGAGAGAGAAUUUAAAAGUCAAGAUUUAACCCCAACCUCCAGGCUUGAACAUCAACAAGAUCCUGAAGUUCACGACAAAAAUGAGAGUUUAGAUCAUACAAAAACCUUGGAACUCCAGCAUCAGAAAGCCCCUGCAAUCACUCACAAUUAUUUCAAGAGCGAAGACCCAAAAAGCCCAGGAAAAGAGGAGGAAAAUCCCGAUACAACAAUUACAACAACAUCUACAUCAAGCAGGGAUGGUAAUUUCACGGAAACAUCUACGAAGACCACCAGCGAAGAAAUAAACUCCUCCUCCACCCAAGAAGAAUUUGUAGAUCCUUCAACUGGCAAGGAUGAGUCCCUAGAAUUUAUAAAAAAUAAUCCAUCUCAAAUAUUCGCUCAAAAUGCUUCACAGGACCUCAAAGAUCAAAAUGCUAUCAGCGAAAAUAAUAUGAGGAGCGAAAAUGUCCUCCAAGGAAAUGGAAAAACAAUUUCACCACAUUAUCCCGAGAAAGCCCAUCAACAAGAAAGUCCUGUCCACCAAGAAGAUUCAUCUAAGAAAGCCGAUUGUGAGGAUAUUAUCUCAUCCUCCCAAGAAGAAGAUGUGGAUUCUUCAAUUGGCAAAGAUGAGUCCCAGGCAUUUAUAGAAGAUAUUCCAUCUCAAAUAUUUGCUCAAAAUACUUCACAGGACCUCAAGGAUCAAAAUGCCAUCAGCGACAAAAAUAUGAAAUUUAAAGAAGGUAACCACAAUAUUAUGAUCGGAACCAAAGUGGAGUAUAUACCCCAAGAUAAUGUGACAACAAUUUCACCACAAUAUCCUGAUAAUGGCCUUCGUCUGGAAAAUACCGACCACCUGGAGAGUGAUAUAGAAAAUGGAUUGUCCACGGAGGAGCACAAGGAUCCCGUUAUUUCGUCUUCGUUUAAUGACAAUGUCCAGAAGCCAACAAUUUCCUUACAAUAUCCUGAGGAUGUCCUACCACAAUAUGCCGAGAAAAAUCUUCGUCUGGAAAAUACCAUCCACCAAGAAAGUGAAACAGAAAAUGGAAUUUCCUUGGAGGACAAGCACAAGGACCCACAAUAUCCUGAGGAUGUCCUUCCACAGUAUCCUGAAAAAACCCUUCGUCUAGAAAAUACCGACCACCAGGAAAAUGAAACAGAAAAUGGAUUGUCUAUAGAUGACCACAAGGACCCCUUUAUAUCGCCUUCAUUCAACGUCGGUAUCCAGCAGUCAACAAUUUCUCCACAAUAUCCUGUAAAUGUCCUUCCACAAUAUCCUGAGAAGGAGCUUCGCCUGGAAACUCCCGCCCACCAAGAAAGUGAAACAGAAAAUGGAAUUUUCUUGGAGGACAAGCACAAAGACCCAAAAUAUCCUGUGGAUGUCCAUCCACAAUAUCCUGAAAAAGAGCUUCGCCUGAAAACUACCGCCCACCAGGAAAGUGACACAGAAAAUGGAAUUUCCAUGAAGGAUAAGCACAAGGACCCACAAUAUCAUGAAGAUGUCCUCCCACAAUAUCCUCAGAAAGAGCUUCGUCUGGAAAAUACCGCUCACCAAGAAAUUGAAACGGAAAGUGGAAUUUCCAUGGAGGACCAUAAGGACACCUUUAUUUCCAAAAUACCAAAUUCCAGCCAUUUUACCUCUUUGUCCAAUGACUCAGAGGAAAAAUCCCCAGAAGAAGAUACUUCGGAACUUGAAAAUAGUUCUCAGCCUGAGGUUCUCCCAAAAAUUGGAGGUGGUGGAAAUUCGGAAAUUACCCCCCAAAAAUCGUUACCACCAACUACAGCAGAUCCUUCAAACUUUGAGAUGAACGCUGGCGCUGCAAACUCUGCUGGAAGAUUGGUUCCGACUACUGCAAAUCCUCAUCUUCAAAAUUCCACAAAAUCUCGAGGCAUUGUGACAAAUGUAAAAGUCACAACUCUGGGCCCAGAUUCCCAUACAUCCAGGCCUAUAGAUCCCGCAGCUGUAGGGAAGUCUACUACAGGGUCUCCCAUUCAUAAAUCUCAAGGUACUUCAAGCAAGGAAGAUGACUAUAAAAAAGAACUUGCUUUGGAAAACGCCGUGGUGGUGAAAACCGCAUCCAAAGACACAUCGAAUAAUCCUGGGAACAGCGGGGGACACCAAAUUCUGACAGAUGCCUCCGGGGAGAACACUGUUCCCGUGGGUACGGAGACAGGAUCAACGAAGGGCUAUGAUAUGCCUAAGGAUAAUAAUAGAAAUCAUGCCGAUUUUGUGGAAAAUCCUAUUCCAAUAGAGGAUGCAAAGUCUCCUUUCAAUAAUCAUGAAUCUGGAGUGAAGUAUUACCAAGAAGAGGACGACGACGAAACUGAAAUUACAACACCCACAUCGGGAUCCUCAGUGACGGCUGUUCACAAUCUUGAAGAGACCCAAAUAAGAACACAGACCCCCGAACCAAUUGUUACUGGAAAAUUCGGUAUAUACAUACCCGAGGAUGAUAUGACCAAUUCCCAAACGGAAAAGCCAAGGGAAAUUCUUCCCUCAGAAUCCUUGAUAAGUGAGGGAAAUAUCUUAGUCAUUCAUGAUUCUUACAACCGGCCUAAGCCUCUGCCUACUACAGCUGGUCCAAUUUUGAAUGCUAGCAAGGAAAUGCCUAAAAGCAUGCAGGAGAAACCAUCUACUAAGAGAAAGACGAACAAGGAAAUCGCUGAAAAUUCGAAUGCUUACCCAAAACUAGAUACCGAAGCUCAAUAUACUGUGGCGGUGGUACCUAACGUACCGUCAAGAAAUCAUAAGGCAAUUUCAAAUACAACGCCUAAAACUAUGCAGCAGUCAUUGAACACAGAGCAGAUAUCAUCAAACCAGUAUAAAAAGAAGCCAGGAUUGGCUUCCAUAGAUCCUAAUGCCGCUUCCCAGACUAGUUCCAAACCAAAGACAACAAAUUUAAAAUCUGAUCUGGAUGACCACAAGAUGGAGAGCUCAACAGAAACUAUGCCCAACGGCUUGAAUGCUUCUCAUCCCAGCAUAAAAGGAAUGUCAUCCGAAGAAGUAAAUCCUGCAGAUGUAGCUAAAAUUUUAGAUGAAACUUUAGCUGUAAUUGAUGAUAAAUCGCAGACUCCAUCAACGGAAUCGGUCCUGAUGACCACAAGAAAUGUUCCGGUUGGUAAGAUUGCCUCGCUUUCAGAAGAAGAGAAAAAGGAAGAAUUUUCCGGAAACGCUAUCUCAGUCUCUCUCAAUCUUCAUAACUCUAAUAAAACUUCUUUGGAAUUAAAUCCCAAAUAUUUUGGUGAAAACGUAAAGGAGAAUUCAAAUCAGACAGCUGAUGAUGCUCCUAAAAAUAUGCUACACAUUUCAAACAAAAAUACUGAAAUGCCAAUGGAUAGGACGCAUUUAGCUUCCACGGAAUCAGCGCUGUUGGAAAAUGAAGAAUCUUCUCAAGUAAAUAGUACGUCUGGGAUGUUUGCCCCACAUGAAAUUGAGUUCAAGACCUUCAAUAAAUCUAUUUCAGAAUUCGCGCCCAAAAGUAUGCCUCACAUUGUAAAUGGACAUCCAAUAUCUGAGAUACAAACCUCUUCAACGGAAUCGAGUGCAUUGCAGGAAAGAGAAUUUUCCUCUGAGGAAGAAAAUUUGAAUUCGAAUACUAACGGCUCUUUAACACAAGAUUCCGAAGCCCAGGUACCAAUGGACCACGGUUCUGUAAAAAUUGAUAGCCAUGGAUCCAGUACAGUCAAAAAUGAGACACUUGAAAAUGAGCUUCAAACUUCAAACGCAAAUUCCAAUGAAAGCAUAAAGACCAAAGCAGGAAAUCAAGAUUCCGAUUCUACCAUAGAAAUAGCGAAUACCUUACCCAGAGUCCCGCUAUCUCAAAAUGGCGAUUCACAACUACGAGGAAAUGAAAUGAUGUCUAACUCAAUUAUCGGCAAUGGGGAUGAGAAGAAAAUUGCAUUUGAAGCUGGCAGAAAUUCCCCGACCACAGUAAGCCCUAAGGAUAGUGAUUCGUCCUCAAACUCAAGUUCCAGUGCGCAUUUCGUACCAGAAUUUAAAUCGUUCUUCAAUAUUUCACAACAUGGAGAAGAGAAUUCCAAGUCAAAGGAUACCGAAGACUCCAGUUCAGAAAUGCAAACAACUCUGAAGCCUGAGAAUUAUGAUCUCCUUUUGGAGAAAACCCUCAAAGUUGAGCCAUAUUCAGGAACUCUCAAUGCCAAAAAUGCCGACGACUUUAGUUCAGAAAAGAUUGUCAACUUCGCAACAACUGAAGCUGAAGAGCUGCUGGGUGAGAAAAAUCCUCCAGAGUUAAUAUCUAAUGUCUCUGACCACGGAGAAAGGUUCACAUCGACAACAAUGGAACCUGAAGAUUUUCUGGGGGAGAAAAACCAUCUGGAGCCCAAUAAUAAUGCCUCAACACCUGAAGACUCCCAUUACGAAGAAAAUCUCACCACCACAACAAACGAACCCGGGACAACGUCUCCAACGACUGCAGAGGCCUCUGUGCCACUGCGAAUUCCCACAUAUUUAAAUGCCGAAAAUCCUCCCAAAGAUAAUGCCAAUGGAAAUGACAAUUCUUCGAUUGGGUCUACUGGCCAAAAUUUAGAUUCUCAGGCCACGGAAUUUACCAGCCCAGGAAUCGAGGAGAUCAUUUUAAUUAAUGCAGAAAAUCCACUCAAAAAUAAUUCCCAUGGAGAUGAAUAUUCUUUAAUUGGAUCCACUGGCCAAAAUUUAGAUAAUCAGAUCUUAGAACUCACCACCUCAUCUAUUGGCCCAAAAGUCAAGGAGAGCAAUUUAAUUAAUACAGAAGAUCCACUCAAAAAUAAUUCCCUUGGAGAAGAAUCCACAAGCCAACAUUUAGAUAAUCAGGCCUCAGAUCUCACCACCCCCUCUAUUGGCCGAGAAACCAGGGAGAGCAAUUCCAUUGAUGAGAGCAACAGGGGAGACAAAAAUGCCAGCACAAUUUGGAGAGAAAUCACACCACAUACUGAAGAUACUUCAGGAGAGAACUCUUCCUCCAACGCCAUUACAGAGCACCAAAAAGUCACAGCUACAGAAUUCGACCUCGCCCAAAGGUUGGAAACACAUUUUGCCACAGACAGGGAAACUAAUAAAAAUUCAGACCAUUCGCUUCCGGAUUUAUUCAGUACUACAACCACAAAUGAUUUUCAAUCUGAAGAUAUUGCUGGCAGAGCUUCAACAGAAGACUCGAAGGUUCAAAAAGUUGAACCCAAGACCUUGGGGGAAAUGGCAGGUCAUUUUUCCAUGGAUAUAGAUUUUGAUGAAAUUCCGGGCACUACAACUUCACACGAAAACACACAAGAGGAGGUCAUUGAUUCCAAAUCCGCAAGAGGAAAUUCUCAGCAAUUUGAGACCUCAAGUGAUGUCGCGGAGAACUCAAAGAAUUCGAAAUCGAGAAAUGCGUUCGAAGGAGUUACAAGAUUGUCAGCGAACAUUUCUAAGGGGCUCGAAAAUAAUCUGACUUUAGAGGAAUUUGGAACUUCAACAUCCAAAAUAUCUGUGAAAUUACCGAUCAAUUUAACAUCUGAUCAGACUUUGAAGGAAGUUGAAACUCCAAAAAUAUCUGAGGAAUUACCUAUCAACCCAACAUCUGAUCAGGAGUUGGAGGAUACCUUAACUUCGCCUACCACUCCGCAUACCAAUGAAGACAUCUUCGAAAUGUUCAACAACAAAAAUCGAUCCGAUGAGAAGACUGAGAACUCUUUGGAAAGUAAUUCCUCAGGGGAGGCAGGGUCUUCGUCCUUGUCAUCGAAAACACACAAUUUUGACACAACAACGACAUCUAUAUUUGAUAAAAUAUUCAAACAGCUCAACUUUUCUGAUGCGGAUACCAAGGAGAUUGAGAGUAAUUCCUCGGAAAGUAAUUCCUCAAAGGAGGCAGCUUCUGCGUCCUCGUCAUCGAAGACAGAUAACUUUGAUGGGUAUGACACGACAGCGACAUCUAUAUUUGAGGAAUUGUACAAAACAUUUAAGCAACAGGACAGUUCUCCUAGUACGGAAACCAAGGAGAUUGAGAAGUCUUCGGAAAGUAAUUCCUCAGAUGAAGCAGCUUCUGCGUCCUCGUCAUCGAAGACAUAUAACUUUGAUGACUAUGACACAACAGCGACAUCUAUAUUUGAGGAAUUUUACAAAACAUUUAAACAACAGGGCAGUUUUCCUAAUACGGAUAUUAAGGAGAUUGAGAAGUCUUCGGAAAGUAAUUCCUCAAAGGAGGCAGCUUCUUCGUUCUCAUCAUCUGAGCCACACAAUUUAGAUGAGUAUGAGACAGUAACGACCUCUAUAUUUCAGGAAUUGUACAAAACAUUCAAACAACAGCACAACCUUUCCGAUACGGAAAAACAAAAGCCUCCUCCACAGACAACAACAGAGAGGACAGGGAACUUUUCAGGGACUGACAAUCAAUCAAAAAAUCAGACCACCACUGCCCUACCUCUUUCUGAGGGAACUUUGGAAGGCCAGCAAGGCACUUCAAAGGAAGAUAAAAAUUCCUGGACAAACGCAGGCAACACUGAAGUUCUAAAUGUAAAUGAAACUUCUCUCAGUGGCGGAGAGAAUUCAGACAAAGAAACCAUCUCUUCGAAUGCCAACAAAUACAACACUGAAGAAAAUGAGACAACGGUGAGAAAUAAUCCCAACAAAAUUCUCAUUGGCAAAACUCAAAAAGAGAGAGAAAAAAUUCUUAAAGAGAGUGGAGCAUACGAAACAACUACCACAGAAUACAACUUAGAAAAUAACAACAACACUACCUCCACUACCAAGCAAAGCAACCAUUCAAAAUUAACAACUGUUCUGCGGUCAAACACCACAACCCUUCCGCCUAUACACGCCAAGGAGGCAAAUCAUAUUCCCAAAAAUCGCCGGAAACCCAUUAUGACUUAUGCUCCGCCGCCCAAUGAAAAUGAGCAUGAAAACACUACACGAUCUAACGACCUGGCGGAUUAUUGUUUAAAGCCGGAGAAUAUUUGUUCGCCACUGUGCUGUGGUGAAAAUACUGUCUGCAGCAGUCAACAGGGUUGCCAAUGUCGGGAGGGAUUUAGGGAAAUGGCUGGGGAAAACAGAACAAGGAAGCAUUGUGUAGCUGUCAGCGCGGAACCCCAUAAAAUACCAUCUUCAUAUAUUUUCAUUGGUGUCAUUUGUUUAAUUUUAGCUUUAAUUUAUAUGAGUGUAAAAUAUUUCAAUGUUACUCAGGUCGGUAGGCAUAAUGUUUGAACCUAGAAUUAGAAGUUCCUUUAAUUUAUACGUGU